AUGCUCAUGGCGUCAACUACGCAAUCGCUUGAGAAGGGUGUCGAGGUGACACGCAACUCCGAGUCGCUAGCGAUCAAAGCCAGGGUCCUCACUGGCAUCAAUGAGAUGCUCAAGGGUGACUUUGGCUCGGUUGCCCAGGAGGUCAUCCGUUCGGUCAUCAACCUUUGCGUCAUGGAGUGGUUUUGGGGCGCCGAUGACAGCAUGUGGGCGCAUCUAAGGGGCAUGAAGCACAUGAUUAACCUUCGGAGCGGCUUGCGGGGUAUCAAAGACAUUGUGGGAGAGUCCAUCAUCAUCUUAGGCCGACGGCGGACCCGCCAGUAUUCGCAAGAUCCAGAGCACAGCCUCCUGGAUUUACACCGGCUCAGCAAAGUUUCAGGCAGAGAGGGCGGCCGAAGUGAGCAGGGCGCGGAGGUGGCGGAUGUUGCUGAUAUGGAAUCCGAGGCGGAGCGUAUCGAAGAGGCGGUGCGGCUGGCCGGGCUGAUCUACAGCUGGUCCAUCUCGUCGAUGGCCCAGAUAUCGCAGUUCAAGGACGACAAGACGCUAGAGCGGGCUUACAAGGCCAUAAGGGGGGUCAACCUUACGCGAUGGAAGGGCAUGCCGGGAAUCUUCCUCUGGAUCAUGCUCGUGGCGGCGCCAAGCACCAAGCAAGAUACCAGGGGGAGGUUCAUCCGGCGGAAGAUGGCGGUGGCGGGGCUCUCGAUCGGAUUCGAGAGCUUCGGGGUGGGGAUAUCGUAUCUGCGGGCGUUCUGGCUGGUCCAGAGGUGGAUUGCGCGACAGGGGGAACCGGCCGCAGACAGCUUGACGUGA
Messenger RNA from Verticillium alfalfae VaMs.102, 807 nucleotides. RefSeq lists its product with no specific name. NCBI's taxonomy places the organism in Eukaryota, Fungi, Ascomycota, Sordariomycetes, Glomerellales, Plectosphaerellaceae. The transcript has 3 exons. Bases 1 to 807 code for a protein of 268 amino acids. The record is from RefSeq and is a predicted model, not a curated record.